Messenger RNA from Camellia sinensis, 2108 nucleotides. RefSeq lists its product as uncharacterized. NCBI's taxonomy places the organism in Eukaryota, Viridiplantae, Streptophyta, Magnoliopsida, Ericales, Theaceae. The record is from RefSeq and is a predicted model, not a curated record. Gene Ontology annotation, cellular component: membrane.
UUCAUUUAAUAUAUUCUCUGUAUAUAUAACUUUUUUAUCUGCAAAAUACCCACUUAAAGUUUGGAAUCUCUUCUAGUUCACCCAUUAAUUUGGGUCAAAUUCUUUAUGGGUUUUUAGUUGUUAAUGAGUCCCUUUCAUUGGUCAAUAUCAAAUGCACUUGUUCUGUUUGUUGAUAUAUAUGUAUGAGAAAUUCAUUCAUGAUUGGGAUCUUCCUCAUUCAUUUCUUCUAAAAUGUGGUUUGAUUGCACUAUUGGGUUGUGGUGGCUAAGUUCUUGUUGGGUGUUGAGUCUUCAUGAGCCACUGAAUCAUUGUUUUUGUGGGAUUUUGAUGUCUGGUUCGAGCAUUUGAGCUUCGCAUUUGUUCAAAGUUACUCUUCCAUUUUACUUGCAAAACUAUUGCAAAUGGUCUUAUCACAGAUCAUAUUUGAAGCUUUGCUUUUAAAAAUCCACCUGGGUUUUGGUGUUUCUCAUUUCCAAGUUUCGGGUUUCCUACAAGUUUAGAUGCUACAAUGGAAAUCAAUUCAUCAAAUUUGUCCUGGAUUUCUUUUGUUUUUAAACAUUAUACACAGUAAAGGCACAUAAAAUAUUUUAUUUAUUUAUUUUUCAUCUAAAAUCACCACUGAGAACUGUUUGAAAAAAUCAUUUGUUUCAAAUUUUGUCUAGGUCGCUUAUUUUUUUAAUUAAAGAUUAGUUUUAUCACUUUUUUCCCAUUUGGAAAUACAUGCCCAUUGAAUCAAAUCAUAGACUGAGAGGAACAAUCAGAGAAGUAGAAGUGACAGCAUGGCUUUCUUAACAGGAUCAUCAGGAAAUUCUUGGCAGCCAGUCAUGACUGCCGACACAACCACACCAAGUUACUGGCUGAACUGGAGGGUCAUGCUUUGUAUCAUUUGGGUGUUGUUGUCAUUGAUUAUUACAUCCCUUCUUAUUUCAAAAUACGAAGGACCACGCAAAUCGAGACACAGAAAUAGAGAAUCCCAGGAAGAGCCGGCAGGACUACUGUACGAGGAUGAGGUUUGGAAACCGUGUCUGAAAGGAAUACAUCCUGCUUGGUUGCUGGCAUUCCGAGUUGCUGCGUUCUUUGUUCUUUUGUCUCUACUGAUUGCAAAUGCGGCUGUUGAUGGUGGUGAAAUAUUUUACUUCUAUACUCAGUGGACUUUUUCACUGAUAACCAUUUAUUUUGGGCUUGGAUCAUUGCUUUCCAUGUAUGGAUGCUACCAAUAUCAUAAUAAAGUUGGUGGCGAUAGAACCGAGGAUUUUGAUGUCGAGCAAGGCACUAAUUCAAAUGAAUCUAAUGGGGAAAAGCACUCGGAAUCCAAUCAAGAACAUCGAGUUCGCCAAACUGCAGGAUUUUGGGGUUAUAUCUUUCAAAUAGUUUUCCAGAUGAAUGCAGGUGCAGUGAUGCUCACGGACUGCGUCUUUUGGUUCAUAAUUGUACCUUUUCUGGCAAUCAAAGAUUACGAUCUGAAUUUUUUGAUUAUAAAUAUGCAUACCAUCAAUGCUGUUUUUCUGCUCGGCGACACUGCUUUGAAUUGCUUGCGGUUCCCUUGGUUUCGAAUUGCAUACUUUUUCCUGUGGACUGCUGUUUAUGUCAUGUUCCAAUGGAUCGUCCAUGCCUGCGUUUCGCUUUGGUGGCCAUACCCUUUUCUUGAUUUGUCAUCUACAUUUGCUCCACUAUGGUAUUCAUCAGUGGCUUUGAUGCAUAUACCAUGCUUUGGCAUUUUUGUGUUGGUAAUGAAGUUAAAACACACUCUACUCUCAAAAUGGUUCCCUCACACCUAUCAAUGUGUGAAAACAUAAUUCAUACGAUAGCUGCUCUGAAAACUGAACGAGUUUUGUGGUCCAAGAGGGAGCAUGAACAGAAAGAGGAAAAAAAUCUGCAGAGAUGAUCAAGAAGGCAUAUAUGGCUUCCACAUUUCCACAACUCAAAUAGGAAAAACUGAAAAUGUAUUAAAUUUUGCUUAGAAUGAUUCACAGAUAUGAUUUUACAGUGAAAACAAUUUUUAUUUUAUUUAGUUUUGGUUCAUAUAACCAUUCUUAACAGGAGUGGCUUAUAAAUUGUAACUACAUAUACAUACACAUUGAAGAAAAAGAAGGGCUGGUUUAUUUCCA